UCGCAGAAUGAAAGAAGCGCGCCUCUCUUCGCAACCCGGUGCCCUACUCUACUCCGGCCGCCGGCACUCCGUCGCUUCCCAACAAGGAGCGCGUGCCCACGAGACUUCACGGUUCCAAGGACUUUCGUCAUUGGCGCCUUCUCCGCAGCGGCGUAUUUUCUGAGCCCGCCGAGAUCAGACUGCCCGGUGCGAGCAGCAGCACGCGAGCGAGCCGUCGUUAGAAGCGUCACCGCCGACCAGUCAAGCAAGGACGCUCGGGUAAUCCACUCCAGUGCUUGCGAAACGGAAUCCAAGAGCGUCAACGCCCAGUGAAACGUGCAGGCAUUCGGGCUCCGCGCCGCAAGUUGCUGCCCACCGCCGCCGCCAUUACCGACACCGGGCCUGCGUGUGUCGUCUGCCAGCCGGUGCGGCAAGCGGUGUAGGUUUGCGGGACGCAUUCUAUUUCUAGGCGUUCGCGGCCGUGGUGCUCGGUCUCCUGUCGUCGUCCUCGUGUGCGAGCGCCUGCCCGUGUUGCGAAGCCAUGGCUACGAAACCGAUGGUUGUAUCUGCUGUGACGCUCGUUAUGGUCGCCGCCAUGUUGUUGGUGUGUGCCCCACGUGACGCAGCAGCUGAUUCCAGUGGCCUCAUCAAGUACUUGAGCUGCUUUCAGAAGCUGGCGGACUCUAGCGGCGCCUGCGGCAAAAAGAAGUCGGAGUUCAGCGCCCUGGAGCAUGCGUUCGGCGUCGACCACAAGCACAAGUCGGACAGAGAGAAGAAGGGGCUCUGUUGUAAGUUGUCGAGUUACAUCGACUGCUACAUGAAGAACGUGCGGCACAGCUGCGGCGACUCGGCCGGCAAGUACGCGCUCAAGUUCAUCGAGUCGUCGACCCAGAAGUCCGUGCGCAACACGUGCCACAAGUUCGACAGCCGCAAGUGCAGCUCCGCUUUCUCCGUGUCGGCGUCCAGCCUGGUCGUCCUGGGCGUCUCGUCGGCCGUGCUGGCCAUCUCCCUGUUGUUGUGAUGAGGCCACCAUGAAAACGUGUGGAUAGGCAAAGCUUUGUCGUGGCCUCCGAGAUCACCGCACCCGUCGGAGAUCUCGGGGCCCUGUCUUUACGCUCAGCGUGAGCCGCCACCUUGCGAAAGCGCAAGGACGCCGACUUGUCUAUCUCUAUCUUUGCCCCCCGAGAUUCCCGCGCGCGUUUGAAGUCUCGGAGGCUAGUGCAUUACUUAAUGCUCAAUGGGGCCCGCCAUAUUGCGAAAGUACUUGACUAACAACGAAGUGGGCGUCGCGCAAAGGCUUCGAGAGGCUACUGGGGCGCAGCAAGCGCUGGCCGUGACUGAGUCAAAUUAGGAGGGAAGCGAGCGGAUAUUAGUCGAUGCAACGGAAAGCACAGUCGUGGUUCCACAUAGACCCAAUUUUUUUUGUCAUUCAUCCACAGCGCACUAAUAAGACAAAACGUUUAGCAGCAACCCUAGAAUCAGCAAAUUAUAUGCCUUAUACAAUAUUAGCUUAACGGCCGUUUUAAAUUGUUCUCACACUGCAUAGGCUAUACUAUUGCAUUCAGUAUGCGCUAUUUCUUUAUUGACAUGGUAUGCUGUUUUGUUUUGGCACGCUAUUGCAAUGAUACAGAGGUCGUGUUGGAUUGCUAGCGGUGCUGUCGAAAUGUCGCAUUGGAUCGCGUUGAAUUUCUGACCCGGGUGUACCCGGGUCAGUAAGAUGUGCGGCUCUGCUCACGUAAAUCCAGUGCACUGCUGUGCUCUUGACGGCGCAGCCUUAAAGACCUCCCGCUCAACUUCGGACAGAUAUACUCAGACAGACAGGGUGCUGAUUUGAGCGAGCUGGAAACAGGGAAUGCAUUGACGGCAGGCUGUCAGGGUAGAAGUACACAAGACCACGGGAACGAAAAAACGGCACUUUCUGUACCGUUUCUUAGUACCCUCGUUUUUGUGCGAGUCUACACUGAGACCCUGCUACAUGUUAGAAGCCUUCGCCUAUCGGUUGUAGACGUCAAGCCUUGAGCCGUGCCAGCAGCGCGACGUUUCAAGAUGGCGGCCUCGAUCGAGCCUCGUGCAAUCUACACGGUCUCCCUAGCUUCUAGCUGCCAUCUUUGUGCGAGUAUUUGUGUCGCUUUACUACUGUCGUCUGUGAGUGUAACGCAUUGUCAAACAGUUAGUUCGAAGAAGCUCUCUACUGCCAUUAUUUACGAAUAGGAGUCCAUUUUAACCGCCUGCAGUGCGAAACGAAAGUGUAAGCACCUUGUCCCUAGCUGUCGCAUCAGAUUGUGCUCAGCGCAUCCUCAUUAAUUGGAAGCAAUGGCUACCUCGUGCUUUAGAAACAAGGUAAAUUCGAAGUGACUGCAAACUAGUGAGGGCACUGGUGUGAUCGAUGCUGUACAGGUUAUUGAUUCGCUAACGGCCCAUGAUAGCGAAAGGGAGUUUUAGCUGAACGCAUGCGGCACUCCGCUGACAGCGCUCCGGUUUCAGCGAGAACGAAUAUGGGCAUAUGCGAGCACAUAGAGGUGUUCAGUUUUUUAAGUGCGAAUGCGUAGAGCACUCUGCUGUGCAGCGAACCGUGGGUGUCACGAAGGCAUGUCGGGACAACCUGAAAAGAUGUGAGAGUGCCGGGUGCAUAGCUAAAACUCGCAAAGACAGAAACGUGUAUGUUGCACCUCGGUGUGUGGACAGGAACGUACAGAAUAGCGUGGUUGUAGUCUCUCAGCUGUAAACAAGGUGCAAUCGUGUUCGCAGACAUUCGGGCGCUUGUGUCGGUGUAGUGCUUAGGGUAAUGACGUCACGCGUGCUUACGUUGGUGAAUCAAGAUGUGCGGCUGAGCCUAUGGGGUCAGUCCCACUAUCAUCCAACAUGAACAGCUUGAUAAGAGCUCUCAAGGUCAUACACAGGCUGCAGGUAGGCGUCGAGUGUAGUGCAGUUGUGUCAUGCUUGCGUUAGUUUUGAGGCAUAAAUGUGUAGAAAGAACGAGUACUUCACACGUCUCAUAUCUCUAUGGUAGGUAAUAUGUACACAUGAGCAUAAUGUUAAUUGUCUGUUCCCCUCCAUGUCCUUUAGAUUCUAUAGCGGAUUGUUUUAGGUUUCAACGAUGAAAACACUAUAUUUAAGUGCUUACCACGCGGUCUCUCAGGGUAUAUGUAUUUCAUUUGUUUACUUAACAUACCUGGAAGCACGAAAAACCAUUCUCGUUGAAGUUAUCUGCAAGGGUGGAUCUUGGGACACCUGCGUUCUGUUCCGAGGAGUCGUUUGUCCUGUGCACGCUCCACUUUCAGAUGCCUCUGGGAUCACAAAGACAGUGUGAUUCAUUUUUUUUUGGGGGGGGGGGGGGGGCGAGGAGUCACACAAGUCAUGUCAGUGCGCCCGUUAGCGACCUUGUUUGAUGGUAUUCUACAGGAGCUAAGCGGCCCCCGAUUCCGGAUGCAAUGUAAUCAAAAGCGCGGAAUAGGCCAGGUCUGAUGACAGUGCACUGCGUGCGUCCUCGCAAGGGUGUUAAUGCGAUAGCGUGAGUAUUGAAACUUGGCCUUUGGUGAUGUGUGGAAGUAUGUCAGCGGUGGAGCGACGGAGCGAGGAAGGAGGAGCAGUGGGGUGGUGUGACGUAAGAGGCACGUGACCGGAGGAGGAGCGGCGUGUGUGUGGCGGGCGCACUGAAUUGGCGUAACGCGCUCCCCUUCACGUUACGCUGUAUGGCGCUGGUUCGAAUAAAGCGAUGUCGAUGAAUAACCGAAUUAUAGGACGUCAUAGUGAUAGGACAUUUCAGUCGUUACAUGUAGCAUGUGUACCUGUGUUUUUUCUUUUUUUUUUUCUUGAAUACUCAUUUUCGCUGUAGCUGGUUAGUGAUUUCAUGCUAGAUCAUUUUACUGACUUGGAGAGGCCGGUGUGCGCUUCUGUGAUGUCCGCGUCGAAGUCGUCAACUACAAACAACGAAUCACUGCUCGCUUCCUCGUGCCGCUGAUGUCAACGUGCCUAUACAAUAUACGUGCCUCGCGAAACUCGACUUCCUUUACAAGUUUGCGAUGUAUCUUUGUAUAUAAAGGAAAUAAUAGAAAUGUUAACGCGUAGCAUCGAAAUAAAGCAUAUUCGAGUGUU
Molecule: messenger RNA, 4074 nt
Organism: Dermacentor andersoni
Lineage: Eukaryota; Metazoa; Arthropoda; Arachnida; Ixodida; Ixodidae
Source: RefSeq, a predicted model, not a curated record